This is a messenger RNA of Funneliformis geosporum, 553 nucleotides long. NCBI's taxonomy places the organism in Eukaryota, Fungi, Glomeromycota, Glomeromycetes, Glomerales, Glomeraceae. The record is from the annotation of a GenBank genome assembly.
GCAAAAGAAACAGUCGUUCCAUGGAUCGAAAGUUUAAAAGAAUAUAGUUAUCCAUCUAGUAAUUACGAGGCUUUAGUAGAUAUGCAUAUGGGUACUUACAAAAAGUUCGUAUCAGAAGAAAAUGAGAGUUUACAGCAUUUAGGAGACAUCGAUGUUGAAAAUAUUCGUUCUCGAUGUGACACGGUAUUCAAUGUAACUCUUGCAGAAGUGGAUCGAAUUCAUGAAGAGCGUGUUCAAGAUUUCCAGGAAAAUACAAAACAGUAUUUGGAUGGACAAAUUGAAUAUUAUGAGAAGAUACUUGAAGAGCUUCGCCAAGCUCGAUCUGCCUUUGAUGAACCUCAUUAUACUGCCCUCUCACAAUCUGCUCGAACUCCUAGUCAAUAUGAGACAAUGAUCGACGAUCAACGACCAGUAUUAUCACGCCCAGUUUCCGUACAUUCAGUCAAUUCAGUGUCUGGUAUGGUUGGAGGUGUUGUUGAUGGUAUGGGAAGUAUGGGAAAUUUCUUUAAAAAAACCGCCAGAACUUCAAUUGGAAGAUCUUCCAUGUUUGAUG